AUGGCGGAGUUCUUGCAGCGGGUGCAAUCCGUCGUCUGGAACAGGAAGCUCAUCCGGACGGCGAAGGGGCACUACCUUGGUCUUGGGCCCGAAAAAACCGAAGUGGGAGACGGCACCGAUGGCAAACCAGUCUACACUCUCGUAGGCGAGGCAUACGUGCAUGGAAAGAUGGAUGGUGAGGCUAUUGAUUUCCAAGUGGAGAACCAAAUUCUCGUCGAAAAGUUCGAGCUCGAGUAA
This is a messenger RNA of Coniosporium apollinis CBS 100218, 237 nucleotides long. RefSeq lists its product as uncharacterized. The transcript is spliced from 3 exons. NCBI's taxonomy places the organism in Eukaryota, Fungi, Ascomycota, Dothideomycetes. The record is from RefSeq and is a predicted model, not a curated record. Bases 1 to 237 code for a protein of 78 amino acids.